CAAGCUAGCUAGCUAUAACCAUCUCAUCUCAACAUUCCCUACGCUUUCGAGUAUCGAUCCCUUCUCCUUCACACAAAGGACGAAACAAUGGCCAAACAAGCUAGAGUACUUCUGCUCCCAUUUUUCAUAAUCAUGCUCUCCUUCAUUUCAUGUUGUAGCAGUACUUCGCAACCAAAUCCAGUACUUCGUCAUUUUGGUCAUCAUGAAGAAUCUGGCCGGCAUGAUUCUCAAGCGUAUUCUUCGUACUUCAGCAACAAUGCGGACGGUGAGUUUAAGGACUUGAUCAAGGCAGUAACUGAUGCGGCCUUAAGUUUGAAGAGGUUUAAUAGAGUGGGUACCAUUUCCAGUACUUCGGUUAAAACAGUUAAUGUCGACGACUUUGGAGCUGAAGGUGAUGGUACUCAUGACGACACCGAGGCAUUUAAGAAGGCUUGGAAGGUAGCUUGUUCAUCUCAAGGAGGAGCUGUUCUGGUGGUGCCUCAGAAAAAAUACCGUCUUAAGCCAAUAAGAUUCUCUGGUCCCUGCAAAUCUGAUCUUACACUGCAGAUUUCUGGAACCAUAGAAGCGUCUAACGAUCGAUCGGAUUACGGCCAAGAUGGCAGACACUGGCUACUCUUCGAUAGUGUUCAGGAUUUAUCAGUUGAAGGUGGUGGAACCAUCAAUGGCAAUGGGAAAAUAUGGUGGCAAAACUCCUGCAAAACAAAUAAAGAUCUGCCUUGCAAGGAUGCACCGACGGCCCUAACCUUCUAUCAAAGCAAAAAUUUGAUCGUGAAGAACUUGAAGAUCCAAGACGCGCAACAAAUUCAUGUUUCUUUUGAAAAAUGCUCCAACGUUCAGGCUUCCAAGCUGACUAUAACUGCUCCAAAGGAGAGUCCCAACACCGAUGGAAUUCAUGUCACAGAUACUCAAAACAUCCAGAUAUCAAGUUGUGUUAUAGGAACAGGUGAUGAUUGCAUUUCAAUUGUAAGCGGAUCCAAAAACCUGCAAGCCACCGACAUAACCUGCGGACCAGGUCAUGGAAUCAGUAUUGGAAGCUUGGGCUCUGGAAAUUCUGAAGCUUAUGUAUCGGGAAUAACCGUGAAUGGAGCUAAGCUUUCUGGAACCACAAAUGGAUUGAGAAUCAAGACUUGGCAGGGAGGAUCAGGAAGCGCAAGCAACAUUAAAUUUCAGAACGUAGAAAUGUAUAACGUGACCAAUCCCAUAAUAAUCGACCAAAACUACUGUGACCAAGACAAGCCAUGCAAAAAACAGGGCACGGCAGUUCAAGUACAAAAUGUGCUUUACAAGAACAUCCAAGGGACGAGCGCUUCUGAGUUGGCCAUAAGAUUCGAUUGCAGCAAGAACUUUCCAUGUCAGGGGAUUUUGUUGCAGAACAUUAACCUGAAAGGCCAAGGCCGAGAGAAGACGGCCACCGCUUUGUGCAACAAUGUGAAAUUGGCUUACGCAGGAGUUGUUUCCCCUCGCUGCCCUUGACAAGAUAUCAAUCUCAUAUAUAUAUAUAUAUAUAUAUAAUCUCAAAUUAAUAUAUAAAGUAGCACAUAUAGCGAAUAUUAAUGUAUAAUGGCUCUGAUUUUGCUAUACAUGCAACAUGCAUGCAUGGUAUAUUGUACUUACGAAGAA
Messenger RNA from Juglans regia (Persian walnut), 1620 nucleotides. RefSeq names its product polygalacturonase-like. NCBI's taxonomy places the organism in Eukaryota, Viridiplantae, Streptophyta, Magnoliopsida, Fagales, Juglandaceae. The coding region runs from base 88 to 1473 and encodes 461 amino acids. Gene Ontology annotation, biological process: pectin catabolic process; anther dehiscence; fruit dehiscence. Gene Ontology annotation, molecular function: polygalacturonase activity. The transcript has 9 exons. The record is from RefSeq and is a predicted model, not a curated record.